Bombina bombina (fire-bellied toad) is the source of this 3550-nucleotide messenger RNA. RefSeq names its product family with sequence similarity 83 member B (gene SACK1B). The transcript has 5 exons. NCBI's taxonomy places the organism in Eukaryota, Metazoa, Chordata, Amphibia, Anura, Bombinatoridae. Bases 173 to 3391 code for a protein of 1072 amino acids. Gene Ontology annotation, cellular component: cytoplasm; membrane. The record is from RefSeq and is a predicted model, not a curated record. Gene Ontology annotation, biological process: epidermal growth factor receptor signaling pathway.
GCCUGCCAAUAGCUCUUUUCACAAAGACAUGCCAAACCCAAUCUCGUUUCUUUCAUUCCUCCCAUACAGUUCUAACACAUUAGGAUUUUCUGCUUCAACAGCACGUCUCUCUCUUUCUCUCUCUGGCUGCACUUCCUGAACUUUCACAUUGAAUGGUGUUUUUUGUCCAGAAAUGUCUGCAAUGAUUGAGACAUUAUCAUUGCUUUCAUCAUUACAUGAUGAAGGCAGAUCUGAAAAUUACAUAGAACCUCACUACAAAGAAUGGUACAGAGUUGCAAUUGAUGCACUAAUAGAGGGAGGCAUUGGUGCAUAUCAAGAAUUUCUUCAAAAAGAAAGAGCUACAGAAUUCCUUGCUGAGGAGGAAGUAAAUUAUAUCACAAACCACAUCCAGAAGCCAUCAGAAAACUCUGAAAAUGCAUAUGGCGAUCUAUCUGAUGAUACCUCAUCAUCGGGAACCUAUUGGCCUGUGGAAUCAGACGUAGAGGCCCCAAACCUUGACCUUGGUUGGCCUUAUGUGUCACCUGGACUUAUUGGAGCUACAGACAUUAAUCUAUAUUUUCAUCCACCAAAAGGACAUAUUCUCACUAUAAAAGAGCUGGUUAGGAAGAUGAUCAAAGAAGCAAGACAGGUCAUUGCAAUUGUCAUGGACACAUUUACUGAUGUGGAUAUUUUCAAAGAACUUGUUGAAGCGUCUUCUAGAGGUGUUCCUGUUUAUCUACUCCUGGAUGAUAUAAACUUUCCUCAUUUUCUCAAAAUGACUGAAAAACAGGGAGUGCAGUUGCAAAGGCUUAGGAACAUGAGAGUGAGGACUGUCAAAGGUCAAGAUUACCUUUCAAAAUCAGGUGCUAAAUUCUGUGGAAAGAUGGAACAAAAAUUUGUAUUGGUUGAUUGUGAAAAGGUUAUGUAUGGAACAUAUAGUUUUAUGUGGUCCUAUGAGAAGGUUCACUUGAGUAUGGCGCAAGUGAUCACAGGAAAACUAGUGGAAUCAUUUGAUGAAGAGUUCAGAACUUUAUAUGCUCGUUCAAGUAUUCCUCUUGCAUUUGGCCAGGAAGAAUCAGUCAUUGUAAAUCAUAAAAAAAUACCAUGGGAAAAUGGCUCAUACCAAAGUUCAAGGACUUCUUUAAUAUCUGCCUCAAGCCAAAGAAGCCUCCUUGGAAGACAAGACCAAAUGCAUACUUUAGAUUCUACCUACUUAAAAUCACGUAAUAGGUUUGCAAAGCAGGAAGAUGAUCAAUACGGAAUGAGGAAUUUGUCAUAUAGACCUCAUCACCAACUAGGAUUUAAUGUUCAAAAUAAAGUUCAAAACUUUCAGCAAUUUGAGCGUAAUGAUAACUGGAAAAGACACAGUUAUGCUGCAGGAGAUGCAUCUCCUUAUCUCAUGCUAAAUAGAGCUGUGAACAAUCGGGUUAAUAGUAAUACUCCAUCUUUUAAUUGGCAGAGGCAGACAGAUGUUGGGAGUGUUGGCUCAUUAUCACGAGGGGGGCAAUCAAGUAAUUAUAAUGGAUCUUUACAAAGCUUUGCUAAUAGAUUGUCACGACGGGUGCCAAAUGUAUCUGAAAGAAAUUCAAGUGUGCGAAGUUCUUUUCAUGGAACAGAUAGCCAUAUUCGGUCUAUGCAACAGAGGAUGCCAACAUUAGAACAUACUACCAAGUCAUUUCUCCGAAACUGGAGAAUUGAAUCAUAUUUGAAUGACUACUCUGAUAUCCCUCCUGAUUCAGUUGAAGCUCCUGGAGACAGAUACGAUGUUAAUGAGGGAAGUGAAAAUGUAAUUGAAAACUCCUUGUACAGCCUAUCAAGGCUUCGAACAUCUCUUGUAUACAAACCAACUUUGACAGAACAAAAAGAAACUAAUAGCACUACGAGCUCCACACAUUCAAACUCAACUAUAGUUGAUUCUCAGGGCAGCCUAACACCAGUUUCAUCAUCGCCAUACAAUGGUAGAUUUUCAGAGGCUAAUAAUGCAAACAAUUUUCCGAGCUAUGAUUCAAAACAGUUGUCUCAACAGGAUUCAUUGAAAAGGCAUAGUUUACAAAUACCAGAAGGUUCCCAGCAGGGUUUAAAUUAUAGCAUCAAUAGGGGUCAAUCAAAUUAUUUGUAUAGCACACUUCGUACAAACAGACCAUUAGAUAAUGCUAGAAAAGUACAAAAUGACAGCAUACUAAAGAGACGUAGUUUACCACUUUUUGAAAAUCGCAAGGUAAAUGCAGGACAAAAUAACUGCAUAAUUCCGCCAAAUUAUAUUUACAAUUCCCUUGUUAAAAAACAAGUUGAAACACCAGCACAUCAAACUGCUUCAAAUUGUAAUGGCAACCCCACAGUAGAUAUUACUUUUUCCUCAGCGAGCCCCAAUGUAAACAACAGUUUGCAAGAUUCAGUUGUGACUAAUACUGUAUCAGUGGAAUCUUUGGAUGAGGCAUACCAAGAAGAUAACUGCAAAGACUCAUCCACCAAAAAAGAAAAUAAAGGAUCUCCAAGUUUUCUUAAAAAAGGAUCCAAAAAACUGAAAUCACUGCUAAAUCUUGCACCUGACAAAAAGGAAAACCUUUCUAAAAAUAAAGCACCUGCUUUUUAUAGAAUGUGUAGCAGUUCUGAUACAUUAAUUUCAGAAGACGACAAUCAAAGCACAAAAAAAUCUGACUCAAAAAAUGGUUCUUCACCAAGACGAGAAAAGUCUUUUCUGUCUAUAUCUCAAAGUAGUCUUCACAAAAGCAAAGAAAAUGUUGGUCUCAGCCCUUCCAAGUCUAUAAAGUCUACCUCUGGUGAAGUUAAUAAAAUAAGUACUUCUCCAACACUUAGUAUUGUUGAAAAUAAGUUUCUUGAAAACACCGGAGAUGCAUCUGCACCACGAUUUAACACUGAACAAAUUCAGUAUCAAGAUACAAAACCAUAUGUACAAAAUGUUCAGCAUGGAAGGACCAUGUCUCCUGCAAUUCUACAUGGGGAAUUAAAUUUGAGACCUGCUCAGCGGGAAGCACCACAGAGAGAGAUGCAACAUUCUGAAAUGCCACCCACACUGCAGAGAGAAAUGCAUUUACGGCAUUCACUACACAGAGAUAUGCAACAAAAAGAACUGCUGCGUAGAGAUCUGCAAAUACAACCUAAACCAGAAUAUUCAAAACCUCAAGAGGAUGUUAAUCAUUCUCGAAUAAAUGAAAGAAGAGUUUACAGUCGAUUUGAACCAUUUUCUAAAUUGGAACACACAAUGCCAUCAGCAACUGUACAAAACACUAGUACACGUGUAUCAGACUUUAAAAGUAUAGGUAAUAGCUACAACAGGCCAAAUAAUAACACAAGCUACAACCCCCAAAUGUAUAACACAAUGCAACAUAAUGAAAAUAGGUUUGGAAGGUUUAUGCAAAAAUUUGGAAACUUUAUUCAUAAGAAACAAUGAUUUUUUUGUUUGUUUUGUCACCCUGUAAAAUUAUAUUUGUAAAUAAAGAAUUAUUUUGCUAUUUAAUAGCAAAAACAUACUUUGUGUAAAAGAAUUAUCUGCUUAUUGAACAAAAUGUUUUUUUUAUAUAUAUAUAUAAUAAAACUAUAAUUACUUAAA